UUUUUUUUUUUGAGGAGAGGGGCUCUCACACAGUCACGUAUUUUUGGUGUUUCUUUUUCUCUCUUUUUUUAUAUUUUUCUUUCUUCUUCAACAGACUCUGAACCAUGAUCAUCAUCAAACCAGAAUGGGUGUCUCAUGCAGACCGUGCACAAGACUCACGACAUAAAAAACCUUGCAUAUAUUCAGUUCAUGUUCAUCCUGAUGGAAAAAGACUCGCAACAGGAAGUUUAGAUGGUAAUGUCAAAAUUUGGAACACUGUACCUAUUUUCGACGAAGAAGCUGAAAAAGAUCCCAACUGUCAUAAAUUACUUUGUACAAUGACAAUGCAUAAUGGUGCGGUUUUAUGCGUACGUUGGUCAAACGGUGAAGGACGUUAUUUAGCCUCUAGUUCAGAUAAUGAUAAUGUUAUCAUCAUUUGGGAACGCGACAGAAAUACAGCAGCAGGUUCUGUCUUUGGCAGUAGCGAAGUCAACCACGAAACUUGGAGAGCCGUCAAAUAUUUACGAGGUCAUGAAUCAGAUGUACAGGAUUUAGCUUGGUCUAAAGACAAUCAAUAUUUAGCAUCGUGUGGUGUGGAUGGAUUUGUGAUAGUCUGGGAUGGUUCAACAUUUGAGCAAUUAAAGAAAAUUGAUCAACACAGUGGGUUUGUAAAAGGUGUAACUUGGGAUCCUGCAGGCAAAUUCCUCGCCUCUCAAUCGGAUGAUAAAAUGGUUAAAGUGUGGAGAACAUCAGAUUGGGGACUCGAAACAGACAUUGUCAGUCCAUUUAUCAAUGCACCAGGCACCACAUUAUUCCGAAGAUUAAGUUGGGCUCCCGAUGGUGCUCAUGUAGCAGCCGCCAAUGCUGUCAACGGUAUUCAAUGUAUUGCUGCUAUUAUUAACCGUGAUGAUUGGAACGCAGAUGUAUCGCUUGUCGGCCACACUUUGCCCGUUGAAGUCACCUCAUUCAACCCGAAAAUGUUUUAUAUGAGAGGAGAUACACCAGACGAAUCCGAAAAAUCAUUAGCUACAAUUUGUGCAUUGGGGAGUCAAGAUCGAAGUGUAUCUAUUUGGGUCACUAAAUUUAGUCGACCUGUUUGUGUAGCUGCAGAUAUAUUUGAUAACAAUGUAUACGAUAUCGCAUGGACACCGGAUGGUAAGAGUUUAUUUGCUUGUUCUCAGGAUGGUACAGUAGCAUGUCUUCAACUCGAUGAUGAACUUGUGGAUGCAGCACCCGACGAUGCCAUUUAUCAAGAAUUAACAAAGUACGGAUACGGACGAAAAAAAACACAAUUACCAGAAACACCGAUUCUACUGGAACUCGAGGAAGAAAAUGCCAUUAUGGCCAAAGCUUCUUCAUCGAAACGAAUAAGUCAACUGAUGACAAGUAAUACAAGCAUCCAAACCUCCAAAGACGUGGAAAUGACGGAUACAUUACCACCUCAAGAACCCCACCACCACCAACAACAACCACAGGAACAACAAAGGACUCAACCUAUCGAACAAAAGGUUUCCAUUGCGAAAAACGGAAAGAAGCGUAUUCAACCUGUCAUGAUGACCAUCGCACCAAAGGAAAAACAACAACAACAGGUACCUACCUCCGUAGCAGCUCAAGUGUUUUCUUCAUCAAUCACUGACAUGGAAAACGUGGUGGUAUAUGAUGAUCCUGUUUUACCAGCACAGGGUGUGGGAUGUACUGUCUCGGGUAAUAAACGAAAGUUACAGGAAGAAGAUGAAGCCAUGGGAAAUCAAAACAAGAAUCGACUGGCACCAGAAUGGAUCGCUUCGGCAGUCACUCCUCCUGUAGUCCAAAAGAGUCAGGUGAGGAUGGGCGUGCCCAAAGUAAAAUCAGUUUUAACGACUAAACUAAGACCGGAUGAUCCUACUGUUGUCAUGGAAUGCCAUAACGCACCAAAUAGUCAUAAUGAAAAUGCACCUGUACGAACUAAAGUGGUGACGAGUCAACAAGGCACAGUGGUUUGGGAGGACUAUCUGCCUAGUGCUGUAUUAUUAAUGGCAGGCAAUCAAUUAUUUUCUGCUGUGGGAUGUGAAGACGGUUCGCUCAAUAUUUAUUCACCGGCAGGACGACGAUUAUUACCGCCCAUUAUCUUGGAGAGUACGCCCGUUAUUCUACAAUGUUCAUCACAAUGGUUAUUAUGCUUAACCGCUACAGGAUUAUUAUACACAUGGGACAUACUUUCAUUCAAGAGUGAACUGGAUGGGAUUUCGAUUGCACCGUUAUUACAAGUGGCUGAAUUAGAAGCGGAUACAAUCCAUAAAGCACCUAGUAUUAAAGACGUUCGAAUCCAAAAGAAUGGGUUGCCAAUUGUCAUUACAAGCUUACAACAAGCAUUUGUGUAUCAUUGUGGAAUGAAGGUUUGGUUACGAAUUAGUGAUGCUUGGUAUAUCAUUUCCGAG
Molecule: messenger RNA, 2396 nt
Organism: Mucor mucedo
Lineage: Eukaryota; Fungi; Mucoromycota; Mucoromycetes; Mucorales; Mucoraceae
Product: WD40-repeat-containing domain protein
Exons: 12
Biological process (GO): regulation of DNA-templated transcription; chromatin remodeling; DNA-templated transcription
Cellular component (GO): nucleus; HIR complex
Molecular function (GO): protein binding; nucleosome binding
Source: RefSeq, a predicted model, not a curated record